Molecule: messenger RNA, 1428 nt
Organism: Oncorhynchus masou masou (cherry salmon)
Lineage: Eukaryota; Metazoa; Chordata; Actinopteri; Salmoniformes; Salmonidae
Product: ADP-ribosyl cyclase/cyclic ADP-ribose hydrolase 1
Exons: 10
Coding region: 287-1165 (292 amino acids)
Biological process (GO): positive regulation of B cell proliferation
Cellular component (GO): plasma membrane
Molecular function (GO): NAD+ nucleosidase activity; phosphorus-oxygen lyase activity
Source: RefSeq, a predicted model, not a curated record
CUAUGGGUUGGGAUAGGGCUGUGUCUGUCUUGGGAGCCCAGCCCCUCAGGUUUCUUAGUUGCCAAGGGAGGAGGGUAAUGUCCACUGCACAACCCCAGGACACUGCUACUGUGCAGGGAGGGAAAUUAACACCACUCGUACGGACAUCCAGAUGUUGUGGAGCUAACUGUUCAUCAACUCAUCAAUGUUCGUGUCCCUUCUUAUGCAGUGUGACAGGGCCUAACUCUGAAAGUAAGAGGGGUCUGGGGCUUACCUUGGAGAGCUCCAUCCAUGAGCUCUGAACACCAUGACCUUUCAGAAGUCUUCGUCGACCUCUAGCAUAUUCCACAUGCUCAUAUUAUGGUUUGUCAUUGUCCUGUUUUGCACUGAUGGUUUGACAGCUGGGAUGGGGACGACGCCUAACCUGAAACACAUUGUGAUUGGUCGAUGUUACAGCUACAUAACACUAGUUUGCCCUAAUUCCAGCUAUGACUGUGAGGAGAUCUGGAAGGAGUUUGAGGAGGCUGUAAUGAGGAAGUCUCGCUGUAAUGUGAAGGUUAAGGACUACAAAAGGAUGUUCCAUGCCACACCACAGACUCUGACAUGUGGUAAGUUGCUGUUCUGGAGUAAGACCAGGGAGCUGAUACACAGCUAUGCAGCUGUAACCCGUCGUUUCUGGACCCUGGAGGACACGCUGGUGGGAUACAUGUUCAAUGACCUCAUCUGGUGCGGACAGGAAGAGAAAGACAGAGGCUUUGAUUUCAACUCUUGCCCAGAUUGGUCAACAUGUGUUCACCAUCCUGUCUAUUCCUUGUGGAGACAAGCCUCACAAAACUUUGCUGCAGCGGCAUGUGGCAACAUCACAGUGCUGCUCAAUGGAUCCAUAGAGAAUGCUUUCAACAGGAAAAGCAUGUUUGGGGGUGUGGAGCUGGACAGCCUGAACCCCAGAAUGGUGGAUCAUGUCAACAUCAAGGUGGUGGCCAACCUGGAGGGACCCUUCAUAGAAUCCUGCACUCAGGGCUCCAUUGUGGAUUUGAUCAAUGUCCUACAGACCAGAGGGUUCCGCUGGACCUGCACAGACAGUGACCUAACUCUGAUGAUCCUCCAGUGCAUCCAGAACCCUCAACAGUUCUCCUGCCUGCCCUGUGCUAACAGCCUACUGCACCGACAGAGGCUACAUCUAUAGAUGGGUUACAUCCACCCUAAAAAUAUUAUCCCCAUAGUAGGCUAUGUGUCACUUUUCAAUGCAUUAUACUCUCUCCAAGUUGUCUUUAGAUAUGCACACAUCUUGCUGUUUGUUUACUAUGUCUGUUAAUUUUAACUGAAAAAAAGACAGAUGAAUUAUAUUUAUGUGAUAAUGACAAAACUCUGCUCUGUGAUUGGUCCUUUCAUAAUGACAUCAUCAUAACCCUGCUCUCUGAUUGGUCCCUAAUCUUGUUUACUUAUCAA